Messenger RNA from Microdochium trichocladiopsis, 6741 nucleotides. RefSeq lists its product as uncharacterized. The record is from RefSeq and is a predicted model, not a curated record. The coding region runs from base 1 to 6741 and encodes 2246 amino acids. Lineage: Eukaryota; Fungi; Ascomycota; Sordariomycetes; Xylariales; Microdochiaceae. Gene Ontology annotation, biological process: L-glutamine metabolic process; UTP biosynthetic process; L-citrulline biosynthetic process. The transcript has 4 exons. Gene Ontology annotation, cellular component: cytoplasm; cytosol. Gene Ontology annotation, molecular function: dihydroorotase activity; aspartate carbamoyltransferase activity; metal ion binding.
AUGCCCGCGACACACUACCUCCCGUCGUCCGCAAGGAACGCGGGAUCCGACGACGACCAUCUCGUCUGCCUCGACCUGCAAGAUGGUUCUUCAUACCAGGGCUACUGCUUCGGUGCCAACAAGACCGUUGCUGGUGAGCUCGUCUUCCAGACUGGCAUGGUCGGCUACCCAGAGUCUAUCACCGACCCGUCGUACCGGGGACAGAUCCUCGUCAUCACAUUUCCUCUCGUCGGCAACUACGGUGUCCCCUCUCGCGAGGCUAUGGACGAGCUUCUGGGCGACCGUCCUGCUCACUUUGAGGCUUCGCAGAUCCACAUUGCUGGUCUGGUCGUUGCCUCAUACGCCGGCGAGGACUACUCUCACUUCUUAGCCACCUCGUCUCUUGGCACUUGGCUUAAGGAACAAGGCGUGCCUGCCAUGUACGGAGUCGACACCAGAAACCUCACUGAGCGGAUACGAGACGAGGGUAGCAUGCUGGGACGCAUGCUCCAGCAGAAGCAACCUGCUGCAAACGGUGUCAGCGGCACCGCAGUUGCUAGCAACGGCAUCAAGGGCGACUGGAAGCCCUACUUUGAGGAGAUUGAAUGGCACAACCCCAACACCAAGAACUUGGUUGCUGAGGUUUCGAUCAAGGCUCCUCAGUUGUACAAGCCCCGGCCUGAAACCGCGCUCAAGCAUCCCUCUGGACGUCCUCUCCGAGUCCUGUGUCUCGAUGUCGGCAUGAAGAACAACCAGCUGCGGUGCUUUCUCAGCCGUGGCAUCGAAGUCUUGGUCUGCCCUUGGGACUACGACUUCUCUGCCCAGGCUGGUUCCGAAUACGAUGGUCUCUUCAUCUCCAACGGUCCUGGUGACCCCGCUGUCAUGCGGGAGCCCGUUGCCCAUAUCGCGAAGCUGCUGGAGGCGAACAAGACUCCCGUCUUCGGUAUCUGUCUCGGACACCAGCUUGUGGCCCAGGCCGCUGGCGCGAAGACUACCAAGAUGAAGUUUGGUAACCGCGGCCAUAACAUUCCUUGCACGAGCAUGGUCACCGGAAAGUGCCACAUCACUUCUCAGAACCACGGUUUCGCCGUUGAUGCUACGAGCCUGCCAUCUGAGUGGGCCGAGCUCUUCGUCAACGCCAACGAUGGCAGCAACGAGGGUAUCAUGCACAAGAGCAAGCCGUACUUCAGCGUGCAAUUCCACCCUGAGAGCACACCUGGACCCCGUGACACCGAGUUCCUCUUUGAUGUUUUCAUUCAGACAAUCUCAGAGUGCGCGAGGGAUCCCAAGCUCCUAAACGCCCCCGUCAAGUUCCCUGGUGGCACCAUCGAGGAGAACGAGCGCGCCCACCCUCGGGUGCACGUCAACAAGGUUCUUGUCCUCGGCAGUGGUGGUCUCAGUAUUGGACAGGCUGGCGAGUUCGACUAUUCUGGCAGUCAGGCUAUCAAGGCGCUGAAGGAGGAAGGCAUCUACACCGUCCUCAUCAACCCCAACAUUGCCACCAUCCAGACGUCCAAGGGUCUUGCUGACAAGGUCUACUUUCUGCCUGUCACGGCCGAUUUUGUGCGCAAGGUUAUCCAGUAUGAGAGACCCGAUGCCAUCUACAUUACCUUCGGUGGCCAGACUGCGCUCUCGGUUGGUAUCCAGCUCAAGGAUGAGUUCGAAGAGCUCGGUGUCAAGGUCCUUGGCACACCCAUCGAGACCAUCAUCACUACAGAGGAUCGCGAGCUCUUUGCUCGCAGCAUGGAGUCGAUCGGCGAGAAGUGUGCCAAGUCUGCCUCCGCCAACAACGUUGAGGAGGCUCUCCACGUCGUCAAGGACAUCGGUUUCCCUGUCAUUGUCCGCGCUGCUUACGCCCUUGGUGGCCUGGGCAGUGGCUUCGCUAACAACGAGGCUGAAUUGCUUGCUCUUUGCAACAAGGCGUUCGCUGUCAGUCCCCAGGUGCUCAUCGAGCGCAGCAUGAAGGGCUGGAAGGAGAUUGAGUACGAGGUCGUCCGUGACGCCCAGGACAACUGCAUCACUGUUUGCAACAUGGAGAACUUUGACCCCCUCGGUAUCCACACCGGUGACUCCAUUGUUGUCGCUCCGUCGCAGACGUUGUCCGACGAGGACUACAAUAUGCUUCGUACCACUGCCGUCAAUGUCAUUCGGCAUCUCGGAGUGGUCGGCGAGUGCAACAUCCAGUAUGCUCUCAACCCGUUCUCCAGGGAGUACUGUAUCAUCGAGGUCAACGCCAGACUGUCGCGUUCGUCCGCACUUGCCUCGAAGGCUACUGGUUACCCGCUCGCGUUCAUCGCUGCUAAGCUGGGUCUCAACAUCCCUCUCAAGGACAUCAAGAACAGCGUCACCAAGGUCACCUGCGCCUGCUUUGAGCCCUCGCUCGAUUACGUGGUUGUUAAGAUGCCUCGCUGGGAUCUGAAGAAGUUCACUCGUGUGUCUACCCAGCUCGGUUCCUCCAUGAAGAGUGUUGGUGAGGUCAUGAGCAUUGGCCGAAGCUUCGAGGAGGCUAUCCAGAAGGCCAUCCGCGGUAUCGACUUCCACAACUUGGGCUUCAAUGAGACUCCUGCCCUCAUGUCCAUCGAUGACGAGCUCCAGACGCCGUCUGACCAGCGUCUCUUCGCCAUCGCCAAUGCCAUGCACGCUGGCUAUAGCGUCGACAGGAUCUGGGAGCUCACCAACAUCGACAAAUGGUUCCUGAACAAGCUCAAGGGCUUGAGCGAUUUCGGCAAGCAGAUGUCGCAGCUGAGCACGGCCGACAUUGUCAAGCAGCCUGGCCUCCUCCUCCAAGGCAAGCGCCUUGGUUUCAGUGAUCGCCAGCUCGCCAAGUUCCUCGACUCGAACGAGCUUGCUGUCCGCCGCAUGCGCGUUGAGGCUGGCAUCACACCUUUUGUCAAGCAGAUCGACACCGUCGCGGCCGAGUUCCCGGCUUUCACCAACUACCUCUACCUAACCUACAAUGCCUCUGCCCACGACAUUGAGUUCAAGGACAAUGGUGUCAUGGUGCUGGGAUCUGGUGUCUACAGAAUUGGUUCUUCCGUCGAAUUCGACUGGUGUUCAGUCAGGGCCAUCCGUACUCUCCGAGAGUCUGGCUACAAGACGGUUAUGCUUAACCACAACCCGGAGACUUUGUCAACUGACUACGACGAGGCCGACCGACUGUACUUUGACAACAUUACGAUCGAGACUGUCAUGGAUAUCUAUCAGGUUGAGGGCUCCCAAGGUGUCCUGGGAGCCAUGAGCGGACAGACCCCCAACAACAUCGCUCUUCCCCUUCACCGUGCCGGAGUUAAGAUCCUUGGCACUUCGCCCGAGAUGAUUGACCGUGCAGAGAACCGUUACAAGUUCUCUCGCAUGCUCGACGACAUUGGUGUGGACCAGCCGACAUGGAAGGAGCUGACCAGCUUCGAGGAAGCCAAGGCCUUCUGCAACAAGGUCGAGUAUCCCGUCCUGGUCCGGCCAUCCUACGUCCUGUCCGGAGCUGCCAUGAACACUGUCUACUCCGAGGCCGAUCUGCAGACGUACUUGGCCCAGGCCGCCGAGGUUUCGCAGGACCAUCCCGUCGUUAUCACAAAGUACAUUGAGAACGCCAAGGAAAUCGAAAUGGACGCCGUCGCCAAGGACGGAACAGUCAUCGGCCACUUCGUCUCUGAGCACGUCGAGAACGCUGGUGUACACUCUGGUGAUGCUACCCUCAUCCUGCCUCCCCAGGAUCUGGAGCCCACCACCAUCAAGCGCAUCGAGGAAGCUACCCGGAAGAUCGGUGACAAGCUGAACGUUACCGGCCCUUUCAACAUCCAGUUCAUUGCCAAGGACAAUGACAUCAAGGUCAUUGAAUGUAACGUUCGCGCCUCUCGCUCGUUCCCCUUCGUCUCCAAGACGAUGGGUGUUGAUCUCAUUGAGCUUGCCACCAAGGCCAUCAUGGAUCUACCCUACACAGCCUACCCACCCACCACAAUCCCUCCUGAUUGCGUCGGUGUCAAGGUUCCCCAGUUCAGUUUCUCGCGUCUUUCAGGCGCUGAUCCUGUUCUUGGUGUCGAGAUGGCUUCCACUGGCGAGGUCGCCUGCUUUGGUGCUGACAAGUACGAGGCUUAUCUCAAGGGUCUCAUCUCCACCGGAUUCAAGAUGCCUAAGAGCAAUGUUCUCCUGUCUAUCGGCUCGUACAAGGACAAGAAGGAGAUGCUGCCUUCCGUGCAGAAGCUGCAGAGACUCGGUUACAAACUCUUUGCAACGGCCGGUACCGCCGAUUUCCUGCAGGAGCACAACAUCCCAGUUCAGUUCUUGGAGGUCCUCGGCAAGGAAGAGGAUGAGCAGAGAUCCGAGUUCUCCCUGUCUCAGCACUUGGCAAACAACAUGAUUGACCUGUACAUCAACUUGCCGUCGAGCAACAGAUACCGCAGACCCGCCAACUACAUGAGCAAGGGUUACCAGACUCGCCGCAUGGCUGUCGACUACCAGGUGCCCCUUGUCACGAACGUCAAGAACGCCAAGAUCCUCAUCGAGGCCAUUGCGCGGCACUUUGAUCUGGAGGUCAGCAACCGCGACUACCAGACAAGUCACCGCACGGUUACGCUGCCCGGUCUUAUCAACGUCGCAGCUUUCGUGCCUGGCAUCGUCAGCCAGGGCAGCCAUGACCUUCAGACUGUCACCAAGGCAUCCAUUGCCUCUGGUUUCAGCAUGGUCCGUAUCCUGCCCGUUGGUGCUGAGGGAGCCAUCACCGAUGCCCGAACCCUCAAGCUCGCUCAGCAACUCACUAAGCGCGGAGGAUUCUGCGACUUCAACUACUCCGUCACUGCUACUUCGGACAAUGCUGAUCAGGUCAGCCAGGUGGCUCACGAGGUGGCUUCGCUUUUCGUUCCCUUCAACCACUUCUCUGACAAUAUCAGCAAGGUUGCUGCUGUCAUCGCACACUUCGACUCGUGGCCUUCUGACAAGCCCAUCGUCACGGAUGCCAACACCACCGACCUUGCCUCCAUCUUGCUCCUCGCAAGUCUGCACAACCGCAAGAUCCACGUCACCAACGUGACUGGCAAGGACGACAUCAAGUUGAUUGCGCUCAGCAAGCUCAAGGGUCUGGCUGCCACCUGCGAUGUCUCGAUCUACUCUCUCUAUCUUACCCGCGAGCAGUACCCUGAGUGCAAGGCGCUGCCAACUGCCGAGGAUCAGGCGGCCCUCUGGGAGCACCUUGCCACCAUUGAUGUCUUCUCUGUUGGCAGCUUGCCUUACCAGCUGGCUCGCACCAUGCAGGGCAAGACUGGUGCUCAGAGCAUUGAUCCUGCGGCAGGUGUUGCAGAGGCUCUGCCUCUGCUCUUGACUUCUGUCACAGAGGGUAAGCUCACCAUUGAUGAUAUCAAGCUGCGCCUGUACGACAACCCGAAGCAGAUCUUCGAGCUCCAUGAGCAGGUUGGCACUUCCAUUGAGGUCGAGGUUGACCGCGCAUACGCGCUGGCACCCAAGGCUCACUGGUCGCCUUUCACUGGCCGCAUCCUGCGUGGCGCGGUUCAGCGGGUCACUUUCGAGAACAAGACUGUCUGCCUCGACGGCAAGGCCCUGCCCAUCUCUGCCAUGGGUCAGGACAUGUCCUCUCACCGGCGCACUGCUGCUCCUCUCUCACCGCCCAUGAAGGCUCAGAUUCCUCCUUUGUCCUUCACUCCGGAUUCUGGCCGUGACCGUCGCCAGUCCAUGAGCCAGCAGCAGCUUAGCACCAGGCCCAAGGUUCAUGACGGUCUUGUUGGUGGCCUGCGACAGAGUUUGAGAAGCCCUAUCGCCACGGAGGAGCUGAGCUUGACUACACCUGUGCACCUUUCGACUUCGCGCCUCAACGACCUGCUGGCCCAACACUCCUCCUUCAAGCAGGCCCACGUGUUGUCAGUCAAGCAGUACUCAAGAGCGGAUCUGCAUUUGCUCUUCACCGUCGCUCAGGAGAUGCGUCUUGGUGUUGAUCGUGAGGGUGUUCUGAACACCCUCCGUGGUCGUGUCAUGUGCACGUUGUUCUACGAGCCGUCCACCCGCACUUCGGCUUCGUUCGAUGCUGCCAUGCAGCGCCUUGGUGGGCGCACGAUUGCCAUCUCUACCUCGACCUCAUCUGUGCAGAAGGGCGAGACACUGCAGGAUACUCUGCGCACACUGGCAUGCUAUGGUGAUGCUGUGGUGCUUCGCCACCCCGAGGAGACCUGCGUCAAGGUUGCUCAGAAGUUCAGCCCCGUUCCCGUCAUCAACGGCGGUAACGGUAGUAUGGAGCACCCCACUCAGGCCUUCUUGGACUUGUUCACCAUCCGUGAGGAGCUUGGAACCAUCCAGGGCCUGACUAUCACUUUCGUUGGUGACCUUCUCUACGGCCGUCCUGUCCACUCGCUGGUCUACCUGCUGCAGCACUACGGCGUCAAGGUUCAGCUCGUCUCGCCCAAGGCGCUUGCCCUUCCGGCCGAGGUCCGCGAGCUGCUGGUCUCCAGCGGUCAGUUCCUCUGCGAGUCGGAAGAGCUCACACCCGAAAUAGUCGCUAGAAGCGAUGUUCUCUACUGCACUCGUGUGCAGAAGGAGCGCUUCCCCUCUCUCGAGGAGUUUGAGAAGGUCAAGAACUCGUACAGGAUCGACAAUGCCACCCUCAAGGACGCGAAGCAGAGCAUGUGCGUGCUGCACCCUCUGCCUAGGAACGAUGAGGUUGCGGAGGAGGUUGAUUACGAUCAGCGUGCUGCGUACUUUAGACAGAUGCGUUAUGGUCUUUACUGCCGCAUGGCUUUGCUGGCUCUUGUCAUGUCCCACUAG